AUCCAACCAAACACCUCCUCCCCCUCCCCAGCGUCGGAGUCUCCGCCCCGCAUCGACUUGACUUGUCCCCAUUCCUCAGCUCCCCCACUCACCACCGAACCGAGCGGGAUGGCGGCGUCGGCGUCCAAGGAGGAGGUGAUCGGGAAGCUCAACGUCCGCGUGGUGCGGGGCAACAACCUGGCCAUCUGCGACCCGCUCACCCACACCAGCGACCCCUACGUCGUCCUCCAGUACGGCGGCCAGAAGGUGAAGACUAGUGUUCAGAAGAAGAAUCCCAAUCCAGUCUGGAACGAAGUGCUGCAGCUCUCAGUAACACAUCCUACAAAGCCAGUGCACCUUGAAGUUUUUGAUGAAGACAAAUUCACAGCAGAUGACAGCAUGGGUGUUGCUGAGAUCAACAUAACUGACAUAUACGAUGCUGCAAAGUUGAAUCUGAGCCAUGCCACUAAUGGAACAAGAAUCAAGACAAUCUAUCCGGUUGGCGUAAACUACCUUGGCGGUGAGAGUCAUGUUCAAUGGAAGGAUGGCAAGGUCGUCCAGGACAUGAUUCUGAAGCUGAAGAAGGUCGACAAUGGCCUGAUUGUGGUGCAGCUGGAGUGGGUUCAUGUUCCUGGUGUCAAGCUGUGAGCCAUGUCUGAGUGAGGGUUGCGAUGGCUGCUUUGAUGGAGCUGCAGUUGUUGUUGGUUCCUGGUUCGAGUGUGUCAUUGUAAACUAUAUCGUGGUCGUGGUGAUUUGCGGUGUAUGAGUGACUGUGUGUGCUGUUGGUUUGAGUGUGAUGUUUUAUUCGAGGUACUUCCUGGUUACAUGAUGUGGGUGUGAAGUUUGUGGUUCACCAAUAAGGAACGCCCUGUCUAUGUCAAGUGUAGUGAUAUGUAAAUUAAGAACUUGGCACUGAAAUAUAAGUGAUUUGGGCGUUAAUUGUUUUUCCUUAAAA
Setaria italica (foxtail millet) is the source of this 934-nucleotide messenger RNA. RefSeq names its product protein C2-DOMAIN ABA-RELATED 7. The transcript is spliced from 3 exons. Lineage: Eukaryota; Viridiplantae; Streptophyta; Magnoliopsida; Poales; Poaceae. The coding region runs from base 109 to 627 and encodes 172 amino acids. The record is from RefSeq and is a predicted model, not a curated record.